Molecule: messenger RNA, 1154 nt
Organism: Paramecium sonneborni
Lineage: Eukaryota; Ciliophora; Oligohymenophorea; Peniculida; Parameciidae
Source: the annotation of a GenBank genome assembly
AUAAUAAAUAAUGAGCAUUAGAUUAUAAGACAUGAGGUUAUUUAUUGUAAAAGAUGAAUAACCUAUAAAAAUUGAAUUGAAAUAAAAAGAUGACAUUCUUUUUAAUUUAGUGACUAAAGCAGGUUUAUAUCUAAAAAUAAUUGUUUAGAUCGAUCUCCAAUUAAUAUUUUGGUUCCAGUUAUUGAAGGAAAUUAACCUAUAACAAUAAAAGUAAAUGAUAACGAAGCUUAAAUCCUUCCUGACAAUCUUGAAAUGUAAUAAACAUAUAAAUUACUACUUCAAAAUGGGUAACUUAAUUAAGAACCUAUCUAAUCUGGAGAUGUUUUUGCAUUAUCAUUUAAAGUUCGAAGUGGUAAUACAAACACAUAAGGAGUUACAGGUAAUUCUGCAUUGAAUGGAUCUACUCUAUCAACUUUAUAAUUAUCUUAAUUGAGACAUAAAUUGAUUGAAUAAGGAAAAGGUACUUCAAUGUAUUAAUCUGCAUCUUCACUAAGACACAGUAUACCUGAAGUAUCUAUUAGUAAAGCUUAGAGGUAAAUUAUUUGAUUAUUUUAGAUUUGAUAAAGACUCUACUCUUAAAACUGAGUUCAAUUAUACAAUACCUGAUACUCUUGGAACUUCUGGCAGAUCUACUGGUUUUGGAUAUGGUAAUAAAUAUAUAUGUCCCUUGUAUGUUUAAAGAAAUGCUGAAUAAAAUCCACCUCCAGAUGCUUAUUUUAAUUAAAAAACUAAAUAACCUACAUAAUAUAGAAAAACAAAUUGGUCUCAAAGAGAUAGAUUCAAAAUGUCACAUACUCUUUAAGGACCUAGUCCAAACUCAUAUGAAGUCUCAUAAAUCAUUGGUUCUAAUAAGGUAAUUGAUAUAAUCUAUUUCCUUUUAUUUUUAGCCUGCUUGCACUAUUGGAGCUAGAAUCAAACCAUUAGCUACAUUCUAAGAAAAAGUUCCUGCUUCCAAUACAUAUGAAAUUAAAACCUAAAUCCUUGAACCUUCAAGAUUUAAUAAGAUCUCUCUUGGUUAUGGAAAUAAAUCUGAUUUCACCAAAAAUGAUAAAAUUCCUGGCCCAGGUGCUUAUGAAUAACCUUCAGUUUUUAAAAACAUGUCUACAUCCAUUUUAAAUAAUGGAACAUUAAGAACAAAUGUUAUGAGAAAAUGA